This is a messenger RNA of Stereum hirsutum FP-91666 SS1, 357 nucleotides long. Its product is annotated as 40S ribosomal protein S26. The record is from RefSeq and is a predicted model, not a curated record. Lineage: Eukaryota; Fungi; Basidiomycota; Agaricomycetes; Russulales; Stereaceae. The transcript has 3 exons. The annotation marks the transcript as partial. Gene Ontology annotation, biological process: translation. Gene Ontology annotation, cellular component: cytosolic small ribosomal subunit; ribosome. Gene Ontology annotation, molecular function: structural constituent of ribosome; mRNA binding.
ACCAAGAAGCGACGUUCCGGCGGCCGUAACAAGAAGGGACGUGGCCAUGUUGUCUUCCUUCGUUGCUCAAACUGCUCGAGGGCUGUCGCAAAGGACAAGGCCAUCAAGAGGUUCACUGUCAGGAACAUGGUCGAGUCUGCCGCUGUUCGUGAUAUCAGCGAGGCUUCCGUCUACCCUGAGUACGUGAUCCCCAAGCUGUACAUCAAAAUCGCCUACUGUGUCUCGUGCGCCAUCCACUCGCACGUUGUCCGUGUCCGCUCGCGUGAGGGUCGCCGCAACCGCGCUCCCCCUCCUCGUAUCCGGUGGAAGGAUGGAAAGAAGGUCAACCCUGCUGUUGCCGCCGCGGAGGACGCUAAG